Messenger RNA from Oikopleura dioica, 1422 nucleotides. NCBI's taxonomy places the organism in Eukaryota, Metazoa, Chordata, Appendicularia, Copelata, Oikopleuridae. The record is from the annotation of a GenBank genome assembly.
AUGGGCAAAAAGAGAUCAGCUCCUAAUGCAGGUUCUAGUGGAGCAUCAGUUGGCAAAAAGUCCAAGUCAGCAAAUAAUGCAGAAUUGAAGAAGAGGCUCGAGGAUAAUGGAAUCUUUCAGUCAAAGAAAGAAAAAAUCCUGAAGGACUUCCUCUAUCCCGUCUCAGAAUCCGAAUUCUUUUCAUCAAUUUACGAAAAAACGCACAAAUUAUUCAUCCGCCCCAAACUCGCAUCCAACGCGUCAUCCCUUUUCAACAAAGAGCGAUUCGAGGCGAUCUCGAAAACAGAGCAGCUUACGGCCUUCCGCGAUUUCACGCUUUUGCGAAACGAAAAUGGCGAGAGCACGGCGUACGACCUGGCAGCAUAUGAUGGAACUCCCAAGGAUUUCGUGGCCUACGCGAAUGUAAUGCGAAUCGUGAACGAUGAAGGGUACACAUUGGAUUUCAAUCAACCACAACGCUUUUGCGAUGAUCUGUGGCGAGUUAUUGCCGAUCUUGAAGAGACCUUCCAGUCCCUCGUUGGAGCAAAAGUUCGCAUCUCGCCCGCGAAAUCGAAACCCCUGCCACCCGUAUUCAACUCCACCGACUCCUUUAUCCAGCAGCUUAAUGGAAAAAGCUCGAUUAAAUUAUGGAAGGCGUCCGAGAUCGAUCUUCCUCCAGAGCAGACGAUAGAAGAAUUCAGAGAGGAUGAAAUGCGCGAUGCAGAUGAAACGCUGGUGCUCUCGCCCGGGGACAUGUUGUAUAUUCCUCGAGGCGCCGUGUUUUCAUCUACGCUUGGAGUCGAAAACGAGUCAAGCACCUUCAUUCAGUUUACGACCAACAAUCAGAACACAGUUGCGCAAUGGUUGAAUGUCAAUUUUUCAACCUUCUUAGACAAGGCUGCGUACGAAGCCAGAUGGUUGCGAGAAGCAGUGUCCAGAUCUAUCAGCACGAACGCGGAGAAACGGGAUUACUUGAAGGGCUUGUUGCUCAAACUAGCGGAGAGUGUUUCGGAUGAAAAUGUGCCAGAAGAAGAUCCGAUGCGAAAGGACUUCUUUGCUCACAGAUUGCCACCAUACAAAGAACCAAAAACGUUUGGCAAGAUGAAAAGCUUCGAUCUCAACUGCUCAGUUCGUCUUAGCACAAAGAAGCACAUUUACAUCUUCGAAGACGACCACGACGAUGACAAUGCCGAUGAAAUUCCGGAAUUGGUCGAGAGCGACUUUGAGGACGAGCCAGGCAACAACGAAGAGAACGGUAAAAAUGGCGGGGAGAUGAGUGAGAUUGAGAGAAUUGCUGGGAACAUGCCCAAAGAAGGAGACAUGGAGGAGGAUAAUAAAAGCGACUUGGAGCCAGAGAGCGAAGAAGAAGCAGAAGUAUUCCUACUUCACUCGUGGCAGAAUGAAAGACGAACGCACAUGAUUAGGCAGCGGAUAAUCGCUUAA